Molecule: messenger RNA, 564 nt
Organism: Naegleria gruberi
Lineage: Eukaryota; Heterolobosea; Eutetramitea; Acrasida; Naegleriidae
Exons: 1
Coding region: 1-564 (187 amino acids)
Source: RefSeq, a predicted model, not a curated record
AUGUCUCAACAUGAGGGCAUGUCGUUAAGCGAAAAGUAUCAACACUUGUUUGCAAAGAAGAAUACUACUAAUACCAAUACUAUUAAUAAUAACAAUAACACAAUAUUAAAUUCCUCAACUCUCUCUUCAAUCAAUGUACAAAAAACUAAUAUACCGAGCACCAUCACUAAUUCAUCAUCAUCAAUAACAAGCCUUUAUUCGAGUCGACCAUCAACUUCUACAACAUCAUUCAUUAGAGGAAAUGGAAUCAAGGAACCUAUUGCAAUGUCUUCCAUUCCUUCUUCCUCUGUACCUACCACCACCACUACCACAAUAAGAAAUUCAUCAUCUUGGUCAUCAACAUUACCAGCAACAAUGAAGGAAAAUUCUCAUCACAAUAUUUCAUCAUCAACCUUAUCACUAUUAAAUAAUUACAAAAUAUCAUUGGGUGGAUUUAAGAGAGAACUUUCACCUUCCUCUGUUAGAAAGAAUUUGGAUGUACCAUCUUCUUCAAUGGAUCAAGAUGAUCAUCAAAUUCAUGACCUUACUUCAUCUCAUAAUCCAACCUCAACCUCAACAAUUUGA